AUGACUCUUCGGCAGACUAUCGUAUCGCUCCUAUAUCUCUAUGGGGUGCAGAGAGCGAGAGUGGCAGCCUCAGCGAUCCAACGCAGCCCAGCACCCACCGCUACUCACAACAACUUCGCGUGUCGCAGUGCGAUCCACCCUAACCCCGUCAUCAUCCUCCACGGGCUCAGCUGCAACACCUACAGCUGCAUUAGCACCCUCACUGAUUUCCUGGGUGCCUCCGGCUUCUGCACCUUCUCCACCGUCUAUGGAAUCUCGUUUGUGCCCAGUCUUGGAAUCAUACCAAUCCCCUUCGGUGGCGUGGCUCCCAUAAAAAAUUCGGCACCUGAAGUAGUAGCCUUCGUCCACCAAGUCCUCGCCCUGACGGGAGCAGCCCAAGUCGACAUGGUGGGUCAUUCCGAAGGCGCCUUUAUGAGCCUCUGGGUUGCCAAAUUCUACCCUGAACUCAACCCAUACACAUCUCAAAUUGUUGCGCUGGCACCGCCCACACAUGGCACCGACUUCUCGAAUUUCUACGACAUGGCAUACAUUUUCGGUGAAACCUCGCGGAAGCUCGUCAGUGAUUUCUUCCAAACGGUACAAUGUGGAGCGUGCGAUGAUCUGGGAAUCGGAGGUCCUGCGGUAAUUGCACUCAACGCCGAUGGACCGAUCGCGCAACCUAGUAUUCAAUACACUAUUCUGGCGACUCAGGACGAUGAAUUUGUGACCCCUCCACCCGUUGCGUUUGUCGAGGAACCGGGAGUGAGAAACAUUUAUAUCCAGGACUACUGUCCCGACGACAUUACUGGCCAUCAUGCAUUGAGCUACGAUGUCAAUGUACAGCAAGUGGUGAGAAAUACGUUACUCGGCCACUUUGAUGCGCCCAUAACGUGCCUUGCUGGGCCGGGCAUGGUGGACACAGUGCUCGGGAUUGCGGAAGGGUUGGAGCACUCGGACUUGACUCUACCUGAGCAAGCAGACAAGGGUCUCAAGGAUAUUUUGGCCAGUAUGACAUGGUUUAGAUGA
This is a messenger RNA of Sphaerulina musiva SO2202, 1005 nucleotides long. Its product is annotated as alpha/beta-hydrolase. Gene Ontology annotation, biological process: lipid catabolic process. The transcript is spliced from 2 exons. The record is from RefSeq and is a predicted model, not a curated record. NCBI's taxonomy places the organism in Eukaryota, Fungi, Ascomycota, Dothideomycetes, Mycosphaerellales, Mycosphaerellaceae. Bases 1 to 1005 code for a protein of 334 amino acids. Gene Ontology annotation, molecular function: hydrolase activity.